Molecule: messenger RNA, 4742 nt
Organism: Arachis ipaensis
Lineage: Eukaryota; Viridiplantae; Streptophyta; Magnoliopsida; Fabales; Fabaceae
Product: DNA polymerase V family
Biological process (GO): regulation of DNA-templated transcription
Cellular component (GO): nucleolus
Molecular function (GO): transcription factor binding; DNA binding
Source: RefSeq, a predicted model, not a curated record
CAUCACCAAAACCAGAACCAUCUUACUAAGAGUUAGAGUGUGUGUGUUUAAGGUUUAAACCCUAAAACCUCUGCGCCACUUCUCUCAGACAUGGCCGCUAAGAAAAGGAACUCUUCCAUCGACGACGAACCUGUCGUCGAAGUACCCGCAGCUGAAACCAACGAUUCUCCGAAGCCCCCAAAGAAGAAAACCAAGAAAGACAAAAGCAAUAACGACAGUGAUGAGCCACAAGAACAGGUGGCGGCAGCAUCUGAUGGCUCCGUCAAGCCAAUGGAGAGGAAGAAGAAGCGCAAAGCUCUCGACAAGGAGAGGCGCCGCACCGCCGCUGACACCGAGCCGAAGCUUCCGGAGCCGUCGACCUCCGCAGCACAGGCUCAGCCAGUGGACUCGCCCGGAACCAGCAGCGGCGGAGGCUCUCAGCUCCCGGAGUUUCACAUUGGCGUGUUCAAGGAUCUCGCGGUGGCGGCGGAGCCUGCGAGGGAAGCGGCCGCAAAACAGCUGGUGACCGAACUGAAGGCGGUUCAGAGUGCUUACGAUGCGCUUGAUGAGAAGGAGGUUGGCGACGGAGGGUUCAAGCUUGAAGCUGAAAAGGAUGAUGGAUUGGAUGAUUGUGCACCUUCUGUUAGAUACGCUGUUCGCAGGCUUAUUCGUGGUGUUUCUUCCUCUAGAGAGUGUGCACGACAAGGUUUUGCUUUAGGUUUAACACUUUUAGUUGGCGCUGUCCGCAAGAUUCGGGUUGAAUCAUUCCUUAAACUUGUAGUUGAUUUAUUGGAAGUAACUUCGUCAAUGAAGGGUCAGGAGGCAAAGGAUUGUCUCUUGGGUCGCUUAUUUGCCUAUGGUGCAUUGGCUAGAUCGGGAAGACUUACACAGGAAUGGACUAUAGAUAAAAACACAUCAUGCAUUAGAGAAUUUGUCAGUGUAAUAAUCUCCCUGGCGAAUAAAAAGCGGUACUUGCAAGAGCCUGCUGUUUCAAUAAUUUUAGACUUAACUGAAAAGUUGCCUGUUGAAGCGUUGUUGAAUCAUGUUGUUGAAGCUCCGGGGAUGAAGGAAUGGUUUGACGCUGCUAUGGAAGUAGGAAAUCCUGAUGCUUUGCUUCUUGCACUAAAACUACGAGAAAAGAUUUCCAUUGACAACUCUGCAUUUGUCAAACUGCUGCCAAAUCCAUUCAGCUCUAGCCUGCUCUUUUCCACUGAUCAGCUUUCCUCCCUGAGCAAUUGCUUGAAGGAGUCAACCUUUUGUCAGCCCCGUGUUCAUGGUGUUUGGCCUGUUUUAGUAACUAUUCUUUUGCCCAAUACUAUUAUGCAAGAAGAAGAUGUGGCAGCAGCUUCAAAUUCGUUAAAGAAGCAUAAAAAGAGUCGAAAAUCAAGCUCCUAUGAUGAAGAAACUGCAAAGAAUCUUCAGUCUUUCUGCGAAAUAAUUAUUGAAGGAUCCCUUCUCUUGUCAUCUCAUGACCGUAAGCAUUUAGCUUUUGAUGUUCUGUUUCUUCUACUCCAAAAGCUGUCUGCAUCUUUGGUUCCAAUCAUUCUAUCAAGCAAAGUUGUUCAGUGCCUUAUGGAUAUACUAUCAACGAAAAACACUUGGCUGUAUAAAGUUGCUCAGCAUUUUCUCAAACAAUUGUCCGAUUGGGUUGGAGAUGAUGAUGUCAGAAGAGUUGCUGUUAUAGUUGCUCUACAGAAACACAGCAAUGGAAAAUUUGAUAAUAUCACACGAACAAAAGCUGUAAAGGAUUUCAUGUCACACUUCAAAACAGAAGCAGGUUGCCUGCUUUUUGUUCAGAGCUUGAUGAACCUGUUUGUAGAUGAAGGCAGUGCCUCGGAAGAACCUUCAGACCAGAGUCAAACUACAGAUGAAAAUUCCGAAAUAGGUUCCGUUGAUGAUAAGGAUUCCCCAAGGUCCAAUGGCAAUUCUGAUUUUUUAAAGAGUUGGAUUAUUGAAUCUCUUCCCAGCAUUUUGAAACACUUGAAGCUGGGUCAUGAGGAGAAAUUCCGAGUACAGAAAGAAAUCAUGAAAUUUCUGGCUGUUCAAGGUCUGUUCACUGCAUCUCUUGGAUCUGAGGUUACUUCUUUUGAGUUGCAGGAAAAAUUCAGGUGGCCAAAAUCACCCACAUCGAAUGCUCUUUGCAAGAUGUGUGUUGAACAGCUCCAGUUAUUAUUGGCAAAUGCUCAGAAGGGAGAGGGGUCACGAGCUUCGGCUAGUAGCCUUGAGCCAAAUGAUCUUGGCCUGUACUUCAUGAAGUUCUUCAGCACCCUAUGCAAUAUUCCUUCAGUUUCCCUAUUUCGUACCUUAGAUGAUGAGGAUGAUAAAGCAGUAAAAAAAUUACAAGCAAUUGAAGCAAAAUUAUCCAGAGAGGAAAGGAGCCAUGGGCUUAGUGCUGAAGCUAAUAGAUUGCAUGCACUGAGGUACUUGCUUAUCCAAUUGCUUCUGCAAGUGCUUCUUCAACCAGGGGAGUACUCAGAAGCUGCAUCUGAACUCAUCAUCUGUUGUAAGAAAGCAUUUUCUUCUUGUGAUCUUCCUGACUCAUCUGGAGAUGAUGAUUUGGAGGCUGAUGAUGCACCAGAGUUGAUGGAUGUUCUUGUGGAUACAUUACUUUCACUGCUUCCACAGUCAUCAGCUCCUAUGCGAUCUUCUAUUGAGCAGGUAUUCAAAUACUUCUGUAAUGAUAUUACCGAUGAUGGACUGAUGCGGAUGUUGCGGGUCAUCAAGAAAAACUUAAAACCUGCUAGACAUCCUGAUGCAACAAGCGCAGAAGAUAGCGAUGGCGAUGACGGCGAUGACUUUAUCAAUAUCGAAGAGGAAGAUAUUGAUCAAGCUGAGACAGGUGAAACAGGUGAGACUGAUGAGCAGACUGAUGACUCAGAUUCUGUUGUUGAGGCUGAGGAAAAUGAUCAGGGCCAUCCUGAAGCUUCUGAUGACUCUGAUAGCGGAAUGGAUGAUGAUGCAAUGUUCAGGAUUGAUACGUAUCUGGCCCAGAUUUUCAAGGAGAAGAAAAAUCAGGCUGGAGGUGAAACUGCCCAUUCCCAGCUUGUGUUGUUCAAACUUCGUAUCCUUUCAUUGUUGGAAAUUUUCCUUCAUGAAAAUCCAGGUAAGCCUCAGGUUCUUAUGGUGUACUCAAAUUUGGCUCGAGCUUUUGUUAACCCACAUACAGCAGAAGUUAGUGAGCAGCUUGGACAGCGUAUUUGGGGUAUAUUACAAAGGCAAAUAUUUAAAGCCAAGGAUUAUCCAAGGGGUGAAGGGGUUCAACUAUCAACUCUUGAACCUCUGUUGGAAAGAAAUUUGAAAUUGGCGUCAAAACCAUUGAAGAAACAAAAGUCUGCAUCAAAUCCAUCAAAGAAAUCAGCUUCAUGGAACCGACAGAAAAUGGUUUCCUCCCUUGCCCAAACAUCAACCUUUUGGCUUUUGAAGAUUAUUGAUGCAAGAAACUUCUCAGAGUCCGAACUCCAGAGGGUGGUUGAUAUUUUUCAGGAAGUUUUGGCUGGGUAUUUUGACAGUAAAAAGUCUCAAAUCAAAUCUGGGUUUUUAAAAGAAAUAUUCCGAAGAAGACCAUGGAUUGGGCAUGCUGUUUUUGGAUUUAUUUUAGAGAGAUGUGGAAGCUCCAAGUCAGACUUCCGACGAGUGGAGGCACUAGAUUUGGUAAUGGAAAUAUUGAAGUCAUUGGUGACACUGAGUAGUGAUAAUCAGAAUGCAGCCAAAAAGGUUCUUAAGAGCAAUUUGGAUAAGCUCUGCAAUUUAAUGAAAGAUUUGGUGACAAAUAUGCCAAGCAAGCAAGCAAGGAGGUCAGAGGUACAGAAAUUUUGUAUAAAGACCUUUGAAAUCUUGACUAAACUCAACCUCACCAAGUCUUUUAUUAAAGCUCUGGCGCCUGAUGUUCAAGCUGCUCUUGAGGCACAGCUUGGUGAGCAGUUCAUUAAUUUGAAGCAGCUGGGAAAAUAAUAAUAUAGAACUAAUGGCUACAGCCUGAUUAUUUUGGUUAGUAUAAUGCAUCACGAUUGUUCUUGUAGAACAGGACAAUAUAGAUGUAGCCUGGAAAAUUUAUUUUGACUAAAGCCCGAGUACGAUGGGAUUGGAGCUCCAUGCUUCCUUCAAGGACUUGUUCAAGCCAUUGGAAGCGGAAUAGGGAGGUUAAGGCAAGACUUUGUUGAGGGAAUUUUUGACGGUGAAGUACUAUUAUAUCCCUAUUUGUUUUUGGUGUAUCUGUAUGCUUGUUUUGGAAACUUGACUCUUAAAAGACUUAAAAAGAUGAACUUUUUUGGUGAUUAAAUCAAAUAGCACAUUUCUUUGGUCAAUUUAACUUUCACCGAUUAAAGGAAGGUUCCAUUAUUAUUAGGCGUCUUUUUCAUUCAGGCACUUGUAUAAAUGACACAGUAAGUGAGUAGUGCCUUGAAAUUUCUCUAGGAACCUGUUACUUCACAGGAAUAUACUCGAGUUCGAAGGCUAACUUUGAAUAAAUAUCUUCCAUAAAUGCCCAGUCUAUAUAAUUACAGCAACAAGAUCAAAGAUAAUUCUCUAUUUGCGCUUUCCUUUCAAUACACACCCCCUUUUCCUUGGUUAAAAUUGGUGAUACUUUCCAACAGUUUAAAUACAGAUUCGUGAAAAGACCUCUUGGAAGAGGAUAAUUCUAUUUACUGAUGUAAUGUGUACAAGGUAAGCUAAAAAAAGAGACCACCAUCCUAUUCCUAAUAACUAAUGCAUUAUUGCCAGGAUUUUCACGGCAUUUCACUACCUUUUUUGGCCUAAAAAUUUCC